This is a messenger RNA of Cloeon dipterum, 4284 nucleotides long. RefSeq lists its product as uncharacterized. The record is from RefSeq and is a predicted model, not a curated record. The transcript is spliced from 11 exons. NCBI's taxonomy places the organism in Eukaryota, Metazoa, Arthropoda, Insecta, Ephemeroptera, Baetidae. Bases 1 to 4284 code for a protein of 1427 amino acids. Gene Ontology annotation, biological process: proteolysis. Gene Ontology annotation, molecular function: cysteine-type endopeptidase activity; protein binding.
AUGGACGAGAUGGAAAAGAUUUUAAGACAAGGUGAGGCUCAAGGUCGACCAAGAGGUCCAGCGGAUCUUGGUUUCUUUCAGUUUGAAUCAGGAAAACAAAACGCAGACAACGUGUUUGUUCUUCUCAUCCACUACCGCAAUUUCGAAAAAACGAACAAAUUUCGAAACUGUGACGCACCAGACGUGGAGAAACUGAAAACGACCUUUGGAAAGAACCGGAACUGUAAUUUCCGCAACCUUUAUAGACCAGAAAAGGAAAUUUUGCUCGAUCUUCUCGGCAGCCAGGAAAAGCUCUUGCGUUAUUUCUCCUCAAAAGACAUUCCGUCGGUUUUCGUGCUCUUUUUCCUCUCUCACGGCAACGAAAAUGGAGUCAUCUACACUGAUCACUGGAGCGAGACACUGAAAGAUUUUAUUUCCUUCACGACAGAAGACGUUUUCAACUCUCUGAAAAAACUGGAUGGAUUUGAGAAAUGUUUGAAGCUUGUCAACUUUGGCCCGUGUAGGGGAAAUCUAGAUGACGCAAAGUUCGACCGAAAAGAGGAUUACAAGAGCUACAACAACCAAAAUUCUUGCCGAAUCACUUAUUCGGCUCCUGAUUUACCUAACACAGUCAUCGUUUAUUCAACAGUCGAAACAACCAUGGCUAACACAAGUGAACGCGGUUCCUGGUUUGUGACAUUCCUGUGCGAUGUUUUGAGCCAGAUCAACGAGGAUAAGCCUUUGUUGUUAUUCCUCACGUCAGUCCAGCACAAAGUGCACAAAGCGUCCAUCGCUGGACCUGACUUCGCAACAAACCUUCAUCUUGGUCAGACGCCAGAGGUCAAAAUGUUCCCCUUAGACACAAGUUUUUUCUUCUCAAGGGCAUUGAAUGCUGCAAAAUCUGUUUCAAGAAAUGAUUCACUCAUGGAAAAAGCAGCAACAAUCACGUCAACGUCUGAAUCUUUUCCUUGGAAGUCACGCGAGGGAAAAAAUAUCAGAGGUCGCCGCGCCUUCAUCUUUUACGAACGGCAAACGUUAGAAGUUCAAGAUAUGGAAAAAGCUCUGCGGCAGAACUUGGAUUUUGAUACCAGACUUUGGAAAUUGAAUGACGAUUCUUUGAAACUGUAUAUCACACAAGUUAGCAAGAUGGAGCAUGAUGUUGGCUGCGUUGUGACUUGCAUUUUCGGCCAAGUGAGCGUAAACAAAGAGACAAAAGAAGUUUGCGUGCUUGUGAACGGAAGAGAAAUUCCAAUUACCGACAUUUUGCAUGGAUUUAUCGGCCCGAAAAAUGACAGAUUGAUCGGAAAGCCCAAGAUAUUUUUCAUCAUUGACCAAAAGGCGAUGGAAAGCGACAACCUCAAAUCAUCAAAGAGCAAAUUUGAGGUGUCGUCAACGAACCACAGCGGCUGGCUUGUCAUGAUUUUGAAGGACAAAGACUUGCUGGACCAAUUGAUCGGAAUCUUCAAAGGAGAUGAGCUGAAAAAAGGGAGAAGUUUGCAAGAGCUUUUAGUUCCCCUGCUUACAACUGGUACUAAAAAAGAAUUAACUCUGCUAAACACAACGCUUCAGUACUUACUUGAUUUUCCCGACUGGCCGAGGACAUUCGUGAAACCAGAUUUCAAGCUGGGAGGCAACAGGAAAAAGAUUUGCUUCGAGGAUCUGAUCGGAGAGGCGAAAAUGUUGCGAGAAAACCAGGUUUGGCUUUUGAGUUCGGUUGCCGGUGCUGGAAAAACGACCGUUCUCAAAGAAAUCGCUUUUCAACUCGGUAAAUCGGAUCAAGACGCGAGAGUUUUGAAUAUCUCAUUAAAUAAACACUUUAAAACAUUAACAAAACCUCGAGUGGAUGCAGUCGAAUUUCUGGCAAAAACCACGGGGAAUUCCUCUGAAGACAUAAACAAUUGGAUUGCUCAGAAAAAGGUAGUAGUCUUCCUGGACGGUUUCGACGAAAUUUGUCCGCACAGCAGGGACAAAGCUCUCGGAAUAUUGAGGGCUUUGCAAGAAAAAAGAGUUCCACUCUGCGUGGCAACGAGACCGCACGAAGCGAAAGUGAUCGAGGAAACGAUUAAAAACGCAACACUUGUUGAAAUAGAGCCAUUCGACGAAGCAAAGCAAAUCGAGUUUCUGCAGUUAGAGACCGAUAACAACGAGGAAGAAAUCAAAAGAGUUCUUCACGCCGUCAAACAAAUAGGCCUUUCAAGUCGUAGAGAUGAGGACACGAUUCUGGUCAACCCCCUGCACCUGUCGUUAGUGGCUCAGUGCAGCGGCGAAGGAAAUUUAUUCCAAAUUUACGACAAGGUGGUGAGGAAGAAGGUACAAAAGGGUUUGGAGAGGAAAUAUGGCUGCAAACAAGUGGAAGACGAUAGUAUUGACAAAGAACUGAUCCCUCUUCUGUUGAUCGCGUUUCGCUAUAUGAAUAACGAGCCGCUUGUCGGGGAUGGAGUGACGAGAGAAGAUUUGGCGAAGAUGAACGACUAUGGAGUCGCAACCGUGGAGGAAGAAACGGUCACUUUCCUCCACCAGACAUUUGCAGAAUUCCUCGCCGCCCAACAGUUUUUGAAAAACGUGGAAGAGUCAAGUAUUUUUGAUUUUGAAUUUAUUGGCCAAUGGAAUAUGGAAGAGGUCAGCAAGUUUGUCGAUCUUUUCUACUCGACUUUGAAAAACGGAGAAGAGAUCGAGAUUUACACGCAAAUAAAAGUGCCCGAGAAAAAUUCAUAUAAAUCUGCUCUGUUUCUGAAUCAUGUUUGCAAGAAAAACCUCAAGCAUAUUUUUAAAGUGAUGAAACCACACAUUAUUUUUUGUGACGAGCAAAUGGAAAGUUCCUCAUGCGGGGAUGAUAGAGAACUUGGUUGUAUAAAACACUCUUCUUCCAUUUGCGUGAACUACCCCAUAGUAUUGCUGGUCAAAGCGAUAAGAAGCGAAGAAAUCGCCAUCGAGCUGUUGAAAAUGAACGCCAUCGAUUCACGAACCUUGGAAAAAUGCAUGGAUGUAGUCCUCACAGAAAUCGCCUGUUACAACGCGAUCUCCGUGUUCAACCAGCUAAAAGAGACUUUCCUCAACUUCGUCGAGCUGCUCAGAAAAUCAAGUUCCAACGCCGACGCCGGUUACACAGCUGUUUAUAAUGAUAACGAUGAGAUUCUCGAAUUGUUCCUGGAAAACGGAUUCGGCAAAGAUACUUUAGAACGUUUUAUGCAUGGACGCGCCCUUUGCCGUGCUUGCAGAGACGGGAAACUCAAGUACGUUAAAAUUCUCCUCAAACACGGCGCCAAACAAGCCAUUUUUUUAAAUGAAAUUUGUGACCCUUUGAACGUAGCUGUGAUGCACGGCCACCUGGACAUUGUCAAGCUUUUCGUGGAGGAAGAAAUCAGCGGUUUUCCCCGAGAUAAAGUGACGUUUGAGGCAGAUAUUUUUCAGACAGACGAGGAGAAUGCGGUCAUGGAAUACAAUUUAGAGUUCAGUGACGAGGACAGUGACGAAGAAAGUGACGAGGAAAGUGACAAAUUCAACGGUUUCCACUAUGCCGUCUAUUACAAUAAAAAGAAAAUUGCUGAGUACCUGCUCUCAAAGAGUCCAGAUUUGAAACACAUCAAGACAGGAAAGGGGAAGAGUCCUUUGCAGCUCGCUGUGGACCGCCGAUUCGGAGAGUUCCUGGUCUGGCUGGCGAAAGAAAUCGGCGACGACCUGAGUUCUUUCAUUCCAAGAGGCGAGACAAAAAGUUGGACCGAACACGAUCACUUCAUUUACGAUCACUUCCUGCUGCUGCGAGGCGACCUGACGAAAACGGACGAGCGAGGUAAAACCCUUCUCCACUGCGCCGCCCAGCACGGAAAUUUGCAGCUCGUCCGCGAGUUCAUCGCGAAAGGCGCCGACGUGGCUGCCAAAGACGCCAGAGGAUGGAACGCUCUGCACUUCGCCUGCAGCUUCCUCAAAUUCAUUAACAGGCACGACAAUUCCGAAGUGGUCAAACUCCUGCACUUAACUAACCCUCGACUGGUGAAGGAAACGACAAAUAAAGGAGAAACUGCACUGCAUAUUUUGGUGAACAACAACUUCGAACGCUAUUCUUACUACGAUUUUAGAUGGUCAGGCACAAAACCUUUCCGUUUCCUUGUGUAUGAAGCAGGGGUGGACUUGGAAGCCAGGGACAGCAAAGGCCGCACGGCAGAGGACGUUGCCAAUGAUUUAGAGUGUGGACUGAGCAAGGACAACUGGAUGGCGGGGCAGGUGGGCGUGGUGUCAUCCGAGGCCACGCCCCCUUUCCCUCGCCAAUGCCUGCACCCGCGAAUCGACAGAAACCGCAGCCACUAA